UGGCAUCUACAUAUGCAGAAUUUAUUGCAUAUUUAUUAACCUAACCUAAACAGGCAAUGUCAGUCUUCAAAGGUCUGCACUUAAGUUGAGACUGGUCAAAUUACUUUCACAGUCAUGGUCUCCUUGUUAGAGUGUCAAGUUUUUCAUGACAUUCUCGACACGAAUUAAAGCAGGACAAAAUCAUAUUUUGUUCAUAAUCAGCAAUACGUGUUUUUAGCUAUUCAGCUACAUACAUAGUAAUUCUAUCAAGUUUAUUUUGUGGGCAUAUGCCAAGAGUGAACUGGACUGGACAUGGGUGCCGAAUUUGUUUAUAUAUUUGACAGGAUCCCCUAUUCAAUCCUACUCUCAGGAUUAGAGUCGUAAAAUCGUUGUUUUACAUACUGAAAUAUUUUAUGGCUUAAGACAAGAGGGUGCUACAACUAAUCAUCAGAGUUUAGCAAGGACUGGGCAAGUUAUUAGUUAGUUUAGUAGAGUUAAAUGAUGGAGGGGUGUGAGUUACUUUAUUAGUCAAGAACUCCGUCCCAUGCUGGAUGGAUGGAGUGCAAUAAGAGAAGAAGAAGAAUUAAAAAAUGACGGGCAUAUUGUGGAUAAGACUGUAAAAAUGCAUGAGGCUGAUGAUACGAAGAUUGUGCCGUCUCCGGCUGCUGCUAAUAGUAGAUCCAGCAGCAGGCGUAAAACGGCUGAGGAGAUGAAGAAAGAGUCCCUUGUCCGAGACCUGAAUCCCAUUCAGAAUAUUAUUUGCCUAGAUUCGGAAGAAUCAGAGAAUCCGGACGGUGAGGAAGUCGUUGAGUCGUCGAAAUCGCAAGGAAACAAGAGACGGAAACACAAGGAGAAGAAGAAGGAUAAGUUGACGCCGACUUAUCCAACACCCGGUAACGAAAUGAAGUUCGACGCCUUGUUCCCCAUCAUUGGAGACUUUGGUCCGUACCAGAAACGUGUCUACCUCCUCCUCUGUCUGCCAGCGAUAUGUUGUGCGAUGCACAAAUUGGCGUGGGUAUUUCUGGGGGCAAAGAUAGAUCACAGGUGCCUAUUGCCUGUGGAGUUCGAGAAUAAUGCGACCUAUGACCACCUCCCACUCGGGAUUUGGCCCAACAUGACUUUUCCACCGGAUCCGAAAAAUUCCAAGGUUCCCUGGGAUUCAUGCUCUCGACUGGAAGUCAAUUUUUCAGACCCGUCCUACUUCCAGGAAGGCAUUCCGUCAAAUAAAGCCAUCUCGUGUGACGGGAAAUUCGUAUACGAUUUUUCAAAGUACCAAUCCAGUGCGAGGUUAGAUUACGACCUAAAAUGCAAGCGAACCUUUCUCUACACAAAUGCUCAAAACUUAUUCAUGGUGGGAAUUAUGUUGGGCUCCAUCGUCUUUGGCGACCUGUCCGACCGAUUUGGUCGACGACCAGUUUUCUUCUUCUCGCUCGUUCUCCAAGUCGUUUUUGGCAUUUUGGCCGGCCUCGCCCCAGAAUAUUGGACAUUCGUCAUUGCCAGGAUGAUUGUUGGGUCAAGUACGAGCGGCAUCUUUUUGGUCGGAUAUGUCAUCGCGAUGGAAAUGGUGGGUCCAAGUAGACGGACCUUUGUGGGGGUCGCGUGUCAACUCUUCUUCACAGCGGGAUAUAUCGUCACGGCGCUAUUCGCGUAUUUUAUACGAGACUGGAAAAUUCUGCAGAUUGCGUUAUCUCUACCUGGACUCGUGUUCUUGUCGUAUUAUUGGUUUUUACCGGAAUCGGUCCGUUGGCUGCUGGCUCGUGGGAGACGCGACGAGGCGAAAGCCAUCCUGAAAAAUGUGGCCCUUGAGAACAAAGUGGUUCUGACUGAGGAUGUGUACGAGAACUUGUCAGCGGAGGAGCCCAGUGAAAAAAAAUCGACCUCAAUCCUCGCAAUUUUCCGCUACCGUCGCCUCGGACUGAGAGCGAUCAACAUAUUUUUCAAUUGGUUCGUUAACAGCGGAGUUUACUACGGAUUGUCGUUGAACACGUCGAAUCUGGGGGGAAACGAUUAUCUCAAUUUUACGAUUGCUGGAUUGGUGGAGGUUCCAGCCUAUACGUUCUUGCUCAUAAGUUUGCAACGUUUUGGGAGGAAGAUUGUCCUCUGCGGGUGCAUGUUGGCCGGUGGAGCGUUCAUGAUGGCGUGCGCCAUAGUUCCAGACGAACCAGACUGGAACUGGGUAGUCAUAACGUUCGCCAUGAUUGGAAAAAUGUGCAUCACGGCAUCCUACGGGGUCAUUUAUAUCUUCACAGCGGAAAGUUUUCCCACCGUGGUGAGAAACGGGGGCGUCGGGGCGAGCUCGAUGUUCGCCAGGGUUGGUGGCAUUGUGGCGAAUAGUUUGCUCAUUCUGGGCGAAAUUUGGAAACCACUGCCACUACUUAUAUUUGGGUCAGCGUCCCUGCUCGCGGGUCUGUUGGCUCUCUGUAUUCCGGAAACAUUUGGCAAACAGCUCCCUGAAACGUUGGAGGAUGGAGAGAAUUUUGGCUUGAGAGACGCUAAGGAUGCCGACCUUGACGACUUGACUGGAGGGCGAGAGGAACAUAAUAAAGAUGAUAAAGUUCCGUCAACGUCAUAAUAAUAAUAAAUUUUGUCCUUGUAUUUAUUUCCUGUUAAUGAGUGCAAGCAUUUUAUAACUUUUACUGUUUUCUACCCAUGGGGAAUGACAAAUAUGUAUCCCGAUGAAUUAGCGUUAGAGUGAAAUAAAGUUAUCAAGUUAUUUAAA
Messenger RNA from Folsomia candida, 2698 nucleotides. Its product is annotated as organic cation transporter protein. Gene Ontology annotation, molecular function: transmembrane transporter activity. Lineage: Eukaryota; Metazoa; Arthropoda; Collembola; Entomobryomorpha; Isotomidae. Gene Ontology annotation, biological process: transmembrane transport. Gene Ontology annotation, cellular component: membrane. The transcript is spliced from 9 exons. The record is from RefSeq and is a predicted model, not a curated record. The coding region runs from base 524 to 2551 and encodes 675 amino acids.